UUUUAAUAAAUGGAAGCUUAAUGUUUUACAAGGAAAAUUUAAUUAAAUUAUAUCAGUGUUUCAUAGAAAAUUUGUCGACGCUAUGCGUAAGAUCUGCAACCGGUUGACCCAUAUUUUUUUUCUCGUUUAUCUGAACUUUAUCACUUUAUCACUUAUCCGUUUCCUUCAAGAGAUAUUUGGGCGUUUAUUUGUACUGAUCAUCGUUGCAAGCAAUAUAAUACAAGGACAUGGAUACCCGGAGGAUAUGGUCGCACAGGAGACGACCAUGGAGAACAUGCCAAACGAUGCGCCAAUGAUGGGUGAUUUUUAUAAUGUUAAAAGCAGAAAAGGUGGAAGACGUGUGUUCGCAGGAGGCUGUGUUCGUAUGCCAGAUGCACCUAUAAACGGCAAAAUUAAAUGCUCGUCAAAUAGCGGCUGCACAGCAACUUGCGCGCCGGACUACAAGUUUCCGAACGGUGCGUUUUAUCUAAAAAUCACCUGCAUUGAUAAGGAAUGGCACAUUGAAGGCACCGAAUGGAACUCGCUACCACAUUGCGAACCGAUCUGCUUGCCUGAGUGUCUAAAUAAAGGAAUAUGCAUCGCGCCUCAUCAUUGCGAUUGUCCCGAGCACUUUACUGGCCCGCAGUGCCAAUUCGAAGAUAGACCAUGUUUAAAUUAUCCCCCACCUGUGCUUAAUUCUCAUAAAAAAUGCAACUCAAAGACGUGCACCAUCUCCUGCCUGAAACAUUUUACUUUCCCGGAUGGUUCGUCUGUUACCAACUUGAUUUGCAAGAACGGAAGCUGGGAACCAACCAGGAGCGAUUGGGUAUCAAUUCCGGAUUGCGAACCCGUGUGCGAUCCACCUUGUCAAAACGGUGGCAAUUGUCUACCGACGAAUCUGUGCCAGUGCCCGCAGGAUUAUCGAGGACCUCAAUGUCAGUACUCUGCCAACGCUUGCGAUGCCGAGAAGCUGCGUUUCAAUGGCGGAUAUCACUGCACCGGCGUCGGCGAGACGUACUCCUGCACGCUGAACUGUCCGACGGGGGUGGAAUUCGAGUUUCCACCUGCCGCGGCUUACAUUUGCACCUACGAUAAGGGCACUUUCGAACCGCAGCCGAUACCGCAGUGCAAGGUCGACAACAACAUCAAAAUCAUCUCGCUCGGCACUUCCUACAACACCUAUGUACGAGAAUCGAAUCACUCCUGGUCGUUGCAAGAUAUCUACGGCAUGGGACACUCACAGAAGAUUAAUGGUGGAAACUGGCAGCAUGUUAUUCACGGAAGCAACGUGUCCUCGAAUCAGUAUAACACGCAUGACGGCCACAUAACAAUCAUCGAGAUGAGUCGACCGAGGCCGAAGACGUGCUUCACCUGGGGCGGCGCGCACUACAAGACCUUCGACGAUAGAGUCUACAGCUUUAACAGCGACUGCCCGCAUACGCUUCUUCAGGAGGCGCGAGACGGCAUCUGUACGAUCGUGGUAUCGAACAAUCCAGGCUGCGGAACAGGCUCGGAUCUUCGUUGCUCCAAAAUCAUCAAGCUGUUUGUGCACAACAAAGAAUAUACGCUUAGCAAUGACGAGACGGGUAUGCCGACGUUUUCUAACAACAAACGAUCGUUGCCGAUACCGGCGUACCUGCCCGGAUUGCGCAUAGACAAAUCCGCGCAUUUCAUCCUCGUCUCCCUCGACUCGCUGGGCGUGAAACUGAAGUGGGACGGCGCUCUGCUACUGCAGAUCGAGGCUUCCGAGAGUAUGUGGAACAAAACGGCUGGUCUGUGCGGCACGAUGAACGACGAUCAGAACGAUGAAUUCUUAAUGAAGAGCGGAAGUUAUGCGAAAAGUAUAUCGGCGUUGGCGAACUCUUGGCGCGUUGAGGAUCUUGGAGAAACAUGCGACAAUUAUCCGAAUAUGCAACACGCGUGCGAAUCGAAAGAUGAAUACAUUCGAGACGCUUAUGAAUUCUGCAUCAAGCUGCUCUCCAAUCAAAAAUUCAAGACUUGCGCCAGUACAAUCAAUCUGUCCGAACUGACCGAGGCAUGCUUGUGGGAUUAUUGCGUUUGCAAAUACGAGGACAGGAGGAAAUGCGCUUGCGAUACUAUGGACGUUUACAUUCGCCAAUGCAGUCACAAAGGAAUCGCGCUAUUAACCGGAUGGAGGAGCAACGAUACUUGUCCGAUUCUCUGCGACGGCGGCCGAGUGUACAUGUCAUGCGGCCCAAAGGUGGAAGCGUCUUGUUUCUCCGGUGUUGAGACGAGCGACAGUUCCGAGUGCGAGGAAGGCUGCUUCUGUCCGACGGGUACCUUGGAGCAUCAGGGCAAAUGCGUUUCUCCGGAAGAGUGUCCGUGCCGAUUGAGGGGUAAACUGUUUCAACCGGGUACGAGCGUGCCGAGGGGUUGCAACACUUGUACUUGCACCUCCGGCAAAUGGGUUUGCACGCAAAUACGAUGCGGCGCCAGAUGCGCCGUCGUAGGCGAUCCGCAUUACACUACGUUCGACGGCAAGCACUACGACUUCAUGGGAAAGUGCAAAUACUAUUUGAUGAAGGGAGAGAAUUAUACAAUCGAGAGCGAGAACGUUCCGUGUUCCGGAGCAAUAUCAGAGAGCAUGGGCUACGCUGCUGUUGGCUCUCCGUCGUGCACCAAAGCCGUUACGAUCAAUUUCAGAGAUAAUUCUAUAAAAUUGAAGCAAAAUCACCAAAUUACGGUGAAUGGCGACGAGGUAAUGAAGUUUCCCAUGUUGCUGAACGAUGCUCGAAUACGAAUUGCGAGCAGUAUAUUUAUAGUGAUUCACUUGCCAAAUGCUUUGGAAGUAUGGUGGGACGGUGUGUCGCGCGUUUACAUUAACGCUCCGGCUGAAUUCCACGAUCAAACGAAAGGACUCUGCGGAACAUUUACUGAAAGUCAAAAGGACGACUUCGUGACACCCGACGGCGACAUCGAGCCCGUGGCGAUUGCCUUUGCUAAUAAAUGGAAAAUGAACGAAUAUUGCGUCGAUGAGCCUGAGAGCGAAUCGAAACAUCCUUGCGAAUUAAAUCCUCAACGGCGAGCAACCGCAGAGGAAUAUUGUUCUAAGAUGCACAGUAAUAUUUUCUCAGAUUGCCAUUGGUACGUCGAUCCAGCGGAAUUUCACCGAGACUGCGUGUAUGACAUGUGCGCGUGCGAGACUGACAUAAAAUCGUGCCUCUGUCCGAUAUUAGCAGCGUACGCGAAAGAUUGCGCGGCAUUGGGCGUGAAGCUUUCGUGGCGUGCCGAGAUUGACGAGUGCAAAAUUCACUGCAGCGGUGGGCAGACUUAUCAAAUUUGCGGGAACAGCUGUACGAGAUCGUGCGCGGACAUAUCCUUUUAUCGGGAUUGCAAGCAAGAGUGCGUGGAAGGCUGCAAUUGUCCGGAAGGUCAAACGUUAGAUGUGAAUGGCGAGUGCAUUCCGAUCGCUCAGUGUCCCUGCGUGCACGCGGGUCGCGAAUACAAGCCUAAUCAUCGAGAAGUCCGUCCGGGCACCAAAGGACAAGAGUUUUGCUCUUGCAUAGCCGGUGUAUGGGAGUGCCGAUUAGCGACGCCGGACGAGAUUAAAGAAUAUCCAUCGGUGAAAGAUCUUCUCUCCGUUUGCCAAGCCAGUAAGCAUUUGGAAGUGACGGAUUGCCAGCCAGUGGAGCAGAGAACUUGCAGUAAUAUGCAUGUAGCGAGCGAACUGAUACCAUCGGUGUGUACGUCCGGCUGCGUCUGCAAAUCCGGAUACGUCUUAGACGCGCCGAACGGUGCGUGCGUCAAGAAGGAAGAUUGCCCCUGCCAUCACGGCGGAAAGAGCUACAAGGAAGGCUCGGUUAUACAAGCCGAGUGUAAUACUUGCACAUGCGAAAGCACCAAGUGGAAGUGCACGGACAGAACUUGCGCAGGAGUCUGUUCUGUGUGGGGCGAUUCGCAUUAUAAAACAUUUGACGGGAAGAUGUACAAUUUCCAAGGCAUAUGUGACUAUGUCUUGGUGAAGAGCUCGUUAAGCAAGGAGGAGUGUUUUGACAUCUCUAUUCAGAAUGUACCUUGCGGUACAAACGGAGUCGCAUGCUCCAAGUCGAUCAAGCUUACGGUCGGAAGCGGUGAACAGCAAGAAGAACUUAUUUUGACGAAAGGAAAGGAACUACCUAAAGGAUCUUUUAAGAGAAUGACGAUAAGGAUCGCUGGUGUUUUUGUGUUUGUCGACGUGCCAGAUUUAGGAUUGGUAUUACAAUGGGACAAAGGUACCAGAGUCUAUGUGAGAUUAAAUCCAGAAUGGAAAAGUCGCACGAUGGGUUUAUGCGGCGAUUACAACGACAAUGCCGAGGACGAUUUCAAGACGCCGUCCGGCGGGAUAUCCGAAGCUUCGGUCAAUUUGUUCGGCGACUCGUGGAAGAAGAACGCAUUCUGUCCCGAGCCGAAAGACAUGCCGGACGACGCCUGCGAGCAGCAUCUGGAACGUAAGCUGUGGUCGCUGCGACGCUGCAACGUGCUGAAGUCACCAUUGUUCUCGCCGUGUCACUCAGAAGUCGCGGUCGAGCUGUAUCUGCAGAACUGCAUCUUCGAUACGUGCAGCUGCGACACCGGCGGCGACUGCGAAUGCCUGUGCACGGCAGUGGCGGCGUACGCGCAAGAAUGCAACGCGCGAGGCAUCCCCGUGAAGUGGCGAACGCAAGAACUCUGCCCGUUGCAGUGCGAUGAAGGAUGCAGCACGUAUUCGCCUUGCGUCUCGACUUGUCCGCGCGAGACGUGCGACAAUCUGAUGACUGUGAAAGACGGCUCGCACCUGUGCACGGAGGAUACCUGCGUGGAAGGCUGCCAGUUCGAGUCCUGCCCCGAAGAUCAAGUGUAUCGAAACGCUAAUUAUACAGAAUGUAUACCCAAAUCGACAUGCGCGAAGCCAAUCUGCGCCGAGAUCGACGGAGUGACGUACUACGAGGGCGAUCGGGUCAGCGGUGACGAUUGCCAGAGCUGCUUCUGCAGCCGUGGCAGAGUGAUCUGCAAGGGAGAGCCUUGCACUACUACUACUACUACUAUUACUACUACUGUAGCUGCUACCGUCACAGUGCCCUUGGCAGAGCCUCAGAAAUGCGUGGACGGUUGGUCUGCGUGGAUCAACAAGGAUCCAGCGGUGAAAGGAAAGAAGUUCUUGGACGUGGAACCGCUGCCCAGCUGGAUGGAUCUCGCCAACGUGAAUAGACUCGCGGUUUGCGACAGAGAGCACAUGAUUGACAUAAAGUGCAGAUCUGUCAAGGGACAUCUGAGUCCGAAGGAGACCGGUCUGGAUGUGGAAUGUAGCCUGGAGCGCGGCUUGUAUUGUCAAUCGCAUGCGAAUCUUCCUUGCGUGGACUUCGAGAUCAGCGUGUUGUGCCGCUGCCACGACACAUCGGUCAUCGUCGAGAAUGUGACAACGGAAGUCAGCACAGGAGGCGGGCAAGAGAAAUGCGACGAGACGCGGCCGAAUUCGCCGCAUCCGACCAACUGCCAGCUGUUUUACCACUGCGUUUCCACGCCGACGGGAUACGAGCUGGUGGAGAAGUCGUGCGGUCCCGGCACUCUGUACAAUUCGGAGACUCAAGUGUGCGAUUGGCCAGCGGAGGUUCUGCGGACACGGCCGGAGUGCUCGGUUGCGCCUGGACGAACCACACAAGCCGGCGACAAGACCGAUUGGAGCAGCAACACCGGCACCAAAUACGAGAGCACGCUGACGACGUCGGUGAAGAAGACGGUGUCGACCACGCACGUGUGCAAGGACGGCGAGACGUGGAGCGAGUGCGCGAUUCAGUGCACCAGAGCGUGCCAGUACUAUCGGCACAUCCUGACGACGCAGGGUCUUUGCGGCGAAGCUGCCGAUUGCGUCGCAGGAUGCGUAUCGAUCGACCAGCCGACGUGUCCGUUGCAUAAAUUCUGGAGGGACGGCGUCACCUGCGUGGAGGCGAAUCACUGUUCCUGCACGUCUCACGACGGAAUCUCGGUCGCGCCGGGCGCCAUCAAGAAAGAGUCCGAUUGCGAGACCUGCCAGUGUGUGAAUAAUUAUUACACGUGCGACACGACUUCCUGCGGCGAAACCUCAAGCGGUACGAAAUCAACCGCGCAACCACCACUUACGACUCAGAGCUCUUGGAGAACAACGUCCAUCGAAGAGCACACGAUUCUAAACAGCACGGUCACUCCACCCGCGGGGUGCGACGAAGCGAAUUACGUUCCGUUGAUGCAGAAUCUGCGAAAGGAAGUGACUGUUCGCGCCAGCGACAGCAAGAAUUCCAUAUUACAGCUUGAGGAUCUGCUGAUGUACACGGAGGGAAGCUUGCUUACAUUUGGAAAAUUCUGGGAACCGGAGACAACGGACGCAAAUCAAUGGCUCGACGUUAUAUUCGGCAGACCUGAACCGAUUUACGGUGUGAUACUGCAAGGCGGCGUCACCGAAGAUAAAUUCGUGACCAGUUACAAGGUGCUUUUCUCCGAGGACAGUCAGACCUUCUCGUACGUGCUCGAUCACGGAAAGGAGCCGCGUGUGUUCAGAGGCCCCGUCGAUAAAAUCCAUUCUGUGAAGCAAAAAUUCUAUCAACCGAUUGAGGCGAGGAUAAUUCGCAUCAAUCCGCUGACGUGGCACAACGGUAUCGCGAUCAAGCUGGAGAUACUGGGUUGUCAGGAUCGCGUAACAUCAACAACGGUAAAGCCCGUGAGACCGGUGUGCGAGGACUCGAUGGGACUGGACAACGGACUGAUAGCUAUUGAACAAGUUUCGGUGUCGAGCUCCCCGCAGUUCCUUCACAAUCUUCCGUUAUCCUCGGAAGGCGCGUGGCGCGCCGCCUUGGACAAUCCGCAUCAGUACGUUCAAUUCGACUUUCUGGAGGCUCGAAAUUUGACCGGGGUUGCAACGAAGGGCGGCGACGGCGCUUGGACAACCGCUUACAAAAUAUUCUACAGCAACGACGGACGCCAUUGGAAUCCGAUCGUCGACGAAGACGGCAACGAGAAAGAGUUCCUUGGUAAUUUCGAUACGGAAAGCCGGCAGACGAAUUUCUUCGAGAGACCGCUGCACGCGAGAUUUCUGAGAGUACAGCCCGUUAAAUGGCACAUUCAUGUGGCAUUGAAGAUCGAAAUUCUCGGCUGCUACUUGGCGUAUCCUGUGUUGGAGACUACUGCAAUCAAAUCAACAACGACAACGUACGAGCAACGUGAAUGCAACGUGUGCGACGGAAUCGAGGAAACAUCGAGCGACGAAAAUUGCAGAUGCAAGGAUCCUCAUUGGUGGAACGGAGAAUCGUGCGUACCGAAGUCCGAGUGCCCCUGCGUAGUCGGACACGUUUCUUACGCGGUGGGCAGUGCCUACGAAACGGAGGAUUGCCAGGAGUGCGUGUGCGCUUUAGGCGGAACAGCCACGUGCUCGCCGAAGAAAUGCGAGCCCUGUCGAGAACCCAGUUUGCGAUCGGUCGUCAGCGAGCUUUGCACUUGCCUGUGCAAACCCUGCCCGGCUUCCACUAGGCUCUGUCCCACGAGUGACGUUUGUGUCAACGAGACUGCGUGGUGCGAUGGCGUUCAGGAUUGUCCAGAUGAUGAGAAGAAUUGUCCGGAAAUAGUCUUCACGACGUCCAUUGCGACGGAAACGAGUAUUCAAGAAGUCACGACUCCCGGCACUACUCAAGUCACUCCGUUACGUUGUGAAGAACCUAUCUGUCCGCCUGGUUACAGAAUUGUCUUCAAGCAGUCGUCCCGGCUGCGCGACAAAGCGCGUCGCGAUGUGAAGACGAAUGUAAAGUCCAAGGGUCGCAACGGUCGCAAGGGUUUCUUCGAGACGAAAGGAAGCAGGAAGCACCCGAUCUACAAUCGCCCCGUGAAAGACCAAGCUUAUCAGCAAUCAACGGAGGACGUCGAGUGUCUCGAGUUCAUCUGCGUACCCGACAAGUUUCCGCCCUUGCCUCCCGGUAAGGACAAGCCGAAGAAGUGUCCAGAAGCAUCGUGUCCGCCGCAGUACGAGGUGGUGUACGAGAAGAUAAGCAUGUACAAGAUGCACAAGUGUCCCAAGUACAUAUGCCGCCCGUUAACUCCGCAGGAAGCCGUCUGCAACGUGAAGGGGAGAACAUUUAAUACGUUCGACAACAUGGAGUACAAGUACGACGUCUGCAAUCAUAUACUAGCGCGAGAUAUGUACGGUAACGAGUGGUACGUCACGCUGGAGAAGCAGUGCGUCGAGUCGCUUGGACAGCGGCAGCGCUGCACGCGGAUCUUAGUUGUGACGCUGAACGAGCGCGUUAUCGUCCUCUAUCCGGAUCUGCACGUGGACAUCGACGAGCACACUUUUACGGCCAAGCAGAUCGCGCGUUUCGGAAAUCGGAUUCCCGAUUUCGGACUCUCGCUUACGGGCGACAGGAUCGUCUUUGUCUCGCAUCGCUACGGCUUCUGGGUGAUCUGGGACUCGAGUACCAACGUGAAGAUCGGCGUCGUCGCGAAACUGGCGGGUCGCGUGGACGGCCUGUGCGGAUACUUCGACGGUAACGUGACGAACGAUCGCCAGACGCCCGAAGGAACGCAGGCGAGGAGCACCAUUCAAUUUGGAAACAGCUGGGCGAUGGAAGACACGCCGGAAUGCGACCAGCAUGUCUGUCCGCGCGACGUUCAGGAACAAGCCUGGACGAUUUGUAAAUCCGUGAAGAGUUCAACGUUACUGGACGCGUGCUCUGCGGUCAUCGAUUUCGACAGAUUUGUGUCUCGCUGUGUGGAGACCUCAUGUUCUUGCCUGCACGCCUCUAACAACUCCUACGAAGACUGCCGGUGUCGCUUACUGACGAGCUUCGUCGGCGAAUGCGAGGCCGCCGGCGUUUCUGACGAAGAUCUGUUACGAGAUUGGAGAACCAUUUACGACUGUCCCGCGCAUUGCCCGCCGCCGUUCGUCCAUCGGGAUUGCUUCCGCAGCAAAUGCGAAAUCACCUGCGACAAUCUGCACGAGGUGGAACCGUGUCCGCCGAUGCGGGGCGUUUGUUUCCCCGGUUGCUUUUGCCCGGACGGUUUGGUGCGUCGAAACAACGAGUGCGUGCCGCCAGCUCAUUGCCGAGACUGCAUAUGCGAUGGUCUCGGCGAUGGUAAGUUCAUCGGCUUCGACCGUAGAGAUUUCAGAUUUGCCGGCAACUGCACUUAUUUACUGUCGAGGAACGUCGUAGCGAGUACGAAGAAUCAGAACGAGGCUCGCACGUAUCAAAUUUUGAUCACCAACAAGAAUUGCGUUACCGGAAUUUGCACGGAGGCAAUCACGCUCCUCUAUGAAAAGCACGUGGUGCAGAUAAGACGUGCGGAACACCUGAAGGAUCUGCGCGUAUCGAUCGAUGAUUCGCAAGUGGAAGGAUUUCCGCGCAAUCAUACAUGGAUCGUUCUGGACCAAACACCGGCUGGAGAUGUGACUCUGCUGAUAUCGUCUGUCCAACUGGAACUCAUCGCUUUUCAACAUAAUUUUGCAUUCACUUUGAAACUACCUUCGCACAUUUUCAGCGACGUUACCGAAGGUCUGUGCGGUAAUUGCAACGCCGAAACGGGAGGUGGUUUUGAGAAACGCGACGGUAAGAUUACUAACGACGUCGAGGAGUUCGGCAAAUCUUGGCUGAUCGAGGAUCUAUCUACACAAUUGGGUCUAAGCGAUCAGACGUGCUCCAACAGUCAACAGCCUCAAUGCACGUCUCCGCCAGCAAAUCAAGAUAUCUGUAAGAAGAUCCUGGAUUUGCCGGAGUUUACACAAUGUCAUAACAUCGUAGAUCCAAAACCAUAUUUAGAUUGCUGUCACGACGCGUUAUGCACCGGCGGAAAUUACUGCGACAGCUUGGAGAUGUAUGCGAGGAAGUGCUCGGAAACUGGUCUGUGUCCAGCUUGGAGAACCAAGGAGAUCUGUCCGUACGAAUGUUCUACAGGUUUUGUCUAUCAACCAUGCGGCUCGAGUUGCAAAGAAACAUGUGACACUUUGAACAAAUUGGACAUGUCGGACGAUGCGAAGUGUACGUCUAUUCCCGUCGAAGGAUGCUUCUGCCCGGAAAAUCAUGUAUUCCACAAUGAUUCCUGCAUACCGAAGAAAAACUGUUUCGUCUGCGAUAAGGACGGUCACGUGGAGGGAGAUAUCUGGCAUCCUGACAAAUGCACCGAAUGCAGCUGCAACGUUGGGAUCGUGAGUUGUCAAAAAACGGAAUGUCCUGUAUUAGAUACAAUCUGCGAGGAAAACAUGACACCUGUGCUCAUCAAUGGAACCGAAGAAAGAUGCUGCGCCAAGUAUUUGUGCGUUCCGAAACCGACAGCACCCACUGUGUGCGUUGAGUCGCAAGAACCAGAGUGUGGCUUUGGUCAGAUAAUGAAAGCAGUUACCGAUGUUGAUGGGUGUCACAAAUUUAUAUGCCAAUGUCUACCUGCAAGUGAAUGCCCCAUUUUUGACGAGCUUACGAACGAAGUUCAGCAAUUGCCUGGUUUCAUACAAGUGAUGAAUACAUCCGGUUGUUGUCCGCGACCCGCUAAAAUAUGCGAUCCGAAAACUUGUCCUUCCGCACCGGAUUGUCCAGAUUACUAUAAUGUCACUACAACUAUGCCUAGAGAUAGCUGUUGUCCAACUUAUGAAUGUGUGCCCCGGAAGGAUAUUUGUUUAUAUACAAGUAACGAAGAUCGAAAUAAUCAACGUGUAACAGCAAAACAAAUUGGGGAGGAAUGGAAGGACGGUAAAUGCAAAACGUGUGUGUGUGAGAACUCCCAUGAUGGUGCUAAAUCAAAUUGUUUAAUUACGGAGUGUCCAAGUGUGAACACGCAUCCUGAUGUAAACGAUUAUACAUUGGAAGAAAUACUAUUGGAUGAUAAAUGCUGUCCGAUCUUUGAGCGUACUGCCUGCAAAUGGAAGGACAAAAUAUAUAAUAUUGGCGAAAGUUGGAAACCUAAUAUCGAAAAUGCUUGUCUCGCGAUGCAAUGCAACAAAGAUUCGAGUGGUGUACAAAUGCUAACUAAAGUACAAGAAUGUAACACUGUGUGUGACGAAGGUUACAAAUAUGAAGCGUCUAUUGACACUAGUAGUAGUUGUUGCGGCACUUGUGUUCAAGUUGCGUGUAUUGUAAAUGGCAUGCUCAAGAAUGUUGGGGAACAAUGGCACUCGGACGACCAUUGCGUGGCGUACUUUUGUGAAUCUGCGAAUGCAAAUAUAUACGUUCAAGCAAGCACCGAAACUUGUUCAGAGAUUGAUCCGCAAGUGGAAUCCGAAUUUGAGAUAGAAACGCGCGAAAUUCCAGGGAAAUGCUGUCCAGAAAUUGUCAAAACCGCUUGCCGUAGCGAUGGAAAGUUGUAUAAACCUGGAGAAAAGUGGAGAUCUCCCACAAAUAGCUGUAUCAUCGAGACAUGCGUAGCUGAUCCGAAUAUAACGAAACAUACAGAAGUUGAAGUGUGUACGAAGCAGUGUGCUCAAGGAUGGUCGUACCAGGAAGCAGAAGAUGGUAAAUGUUGCGGGGAAUGCAAACAAGCGUUUUGCGUAUUUGAAGAUACUUUGUAUUCUCCUGAUAUGACAUGGACGUCCGACGAUAGUUGUACUACUUAUUCGUGCAUAGAACAAAAUAAACAGCUAUCACUUGUUAUAAGUCCAACUGCUUGUCCAGAUAUAACAGAUUGCCCCAGUGAAUCGAUUUAUUAUGAUCAGUGCUGUAAACGAUGUAAUUUGAACAUUGAAGAACAGAUUAAGAAAAAUUGCAAAACUAUUAUGAUAGAUACAAAUAGUACUUUAGGUAUGCUGGUUGUAAAUGAUCCAGUACAUGGAAAAUGCAAAAACUUUAAUGCUAUUGAAGGUAUUAAGCAAUGCAGUGGAACGUGUCAGUCUUCAACAUCCUUUGACAGCGAUAAUUGGAAGCAAGUAAGUGAUUGUCGAUGUUGUCAAGUAGAAAAUUACAUUGCAAUCACUGUCAGCUUAAUGUGCGAAGAUGGCAGAAGAAUAAAAAAACCACUAACAACACCAAGUUCCUGUUCUUGCCAAAAUUGUGCAUCUUCGGAUAUUAAAUACGAAAACAAAAAAACGAAAACCAAGAAAGUUAGUCCAUAAAUAUAUAAAGUAUGUUCUUUAACCAAUUAUUUUGUAUUCACAUCUUUGAAUAAAAGU
Molecule: messenger RNA, 12067 nt
Organism: Linepithema humile (Argentine ant)
Lineage: Eukaryota; Metazoa; Arthropoda; Insecta; Hymenoptera; Formicidae
Gene: Hml
Product: Hemolectin
Cellular component (GO): extracellular region; extracellular matrix
Molecular function (GO): chitin binding; protein binding
Source: RefSeq, a predicted model, not a curated record